UCCUGACUGGAGGUAGUAAUCUGAAUGUGAGGCUUCUUCCCAGGAAAUUCAAACUAAACUUUGGUUCAGCGACUCCAUUUAAGGCUAAUUAGCUCGUCUCUUGUCUCAGACACAGUCCCCGUCCUGCAGGAGGAGACACGGUCGGACAGAAGAGCACAGACAGGUUGUUCUGACUCUCUGCUCUACUCUGGUUAGCUUGAUAACACUCUUGAAUAUAGACCACACUGUUUGAAAAUGGCCACAGACGAGCUGUCGUCGAAGCUCAGCCGCCGGCUGCUUAUUGAAGAAGGAGCCGAGGAGGCCGUCGCAGUGGACGGCCAGGAACAGGAGAACGGCUCGGAGGAGAAGUCGACUACGGCCAACGCUGACUCUGAGCUGGGAGCUAAACUGAUGAGACGCGGGGAGCUGAACGAGGGGCAGGGCGAGCACUGCCAGCCCAGCACCAAGGUGUUCAACCCUUACACCGAGUUCAAAGAGUUCUCCAGAAAGCAAAUUAAAGAUAUGGAGAAGCUCUUCAAAACGUAUGAUGCUGGUAAAGACAACUACAUCGACCUGAUGGAGCUGAAGCUGAUGAUGGAGAAGCUGGAAGCUCCACAGACACACCUGGGUCUGAAGAACAUGAUCAAAGAGGUGGACGAGGAUCUGGACAACAAGCUCAGCUUCAGAGAGUUCCUGCUGAUCUUCAGGAAGGCAGCAGCAGGAGAGCUGGCAGAGGACAGCGGCCUCGGCGUACUCGCUCGCCUCUCUGAAAUCGAUGUCUCCACAGAGGGAGUCAAAGGAGCCAAGACCUUCUUUGAAGCCAAAGUCCAGGCCAUCAACGAGUCCAGCCGGUUCGAGGCUGAGAUCCGCCAGGAACAGGAAGUCAAGAAGAAGCAGGCUGAGGAUCAGAAACAGAGACGAGCCGCCUUCAAAGAACUGCAGUCAGCCUUCAAGUGACCUGC
Molecule: messenger RNA, 941 nt
Organism: Scomber japonicus (chub mackerel)
Lineage: Eukaryota; Metazoa; Chordata; Actinopteri; Scombriformes; Scombridae
Gene: efhd2
Product: EF-hand domain family, member D2
Exons: 4
Coding region: 235-936 (233 amino acids)
Molecular function (GO): calcium ion binding
Source: RefSeq, a predicted model, not a curated record